CUCCGCAUCUCACAACUCCUCCACAUUACAAACUUUAAAUUAUUCUUAGCGUGUGCACCUAUCACGAUGCAUGUGCCGACGACGACUAUUGAUACAGGUGCAACCUCAGGUGCCUUGGAGCCAGAAGCCAGGCUCGCCGGCCCCGCUGACAAUGCCUCUCUCGUGCGCCCGCCAAGUGCAAUUCUACCGCCAGCUGAGUAUAGGUAGGUUUCACCACUUGACGGCCGAUGGUGAAAAAUAAAGAUACUUUGAAGGCUUUUCACCAAUAUUGGCAUGUGGCGCAUGCUCAGCCCCGGUCAGCUAGGGCCCUGGUGUGCACCUUCCCGUCCACCACUCAGCGACGGGCAUUCUCGGACUUGAUCACCAAGAACGAGCUCGUAUUGAUCAGGCUGCCGUUCGACCUUCGGACUGCCUUUAAAACACCCCAUUGCGCACCGGAAAACCUCAUCAAUUCUUUUUCACCUUUAGUCUCUCGUUUUCAGGUCCACGCGGAUAAAGCAAUGGCUUGGGUCACAGUGCUGUUUUUAGCCGCUGUAUCGGCAGUGGCUGCCUUUCCACAACAAAGUAAGCCUGAUUCUGUUUCGCCAUCCCAGGCCGCUUAUCCGUAGAUAGCUCCAUAUUCCAAUACGACAUUUUCGCCCUCUAGCUCUGCUCUUGCUACGACAACGCCGGCAGCACAAUGCAGUCCCAGUUGCUUCGCGACUCCUCCCGGAUUCGUGGGACAGUCAUGGCUU
Molecule: messenger RNA, 734 nt
Organism: Aplosporella prunicola CBS 121167
Lineage: Eukaryota; Fungi; Ascomycota; Dothideomycetes; Botryosphaeriales; Aplosporellaceae
Exons: 1
Coding region: 228-608 (126 amino acids)
Source: RefSeq, a predicted model, not a curated record